Molecule: messenger RNA, 5161 nt
Organism: Ruditapes philippinarum (Manila clam)
Lineage: Eukaryota; Metazoa; Mollusca; Bivalvia; Venerida; Veneridae
Product: sodium/potassium-transporting ATPase subunit alpha-like
Biological process (GO): proton transmembrane transport; intracellular sodium ion homeostasis; intracellular potassium ion homeostasis
Cellular component (GO): membrane
Molecular function (GO): P-type sodium:potassium-exchanging transporter activity; ATP binding; ATP hydrolysis activity
Source: RefSeq, a predicted model, not a curated record
GGACCACGACAAGACAGUUAUCGCUAUGCAGUCACACCUGGAGAUGAAGGUGGUAAGAAGAAAGGAAAGAAGGGGAAGAAGGCAGACAUGGAUGAGCUUAAACAGGAGCUUACCAUGGAUGAGCACAAAAUCCCCAUUACAGAGCUAUACAGUAGAUUAAACACAGAUCCUAACAUGGGCUUGACACCAGAACACGCUAGAAUGGUACUAGAAAGGGACGGACCAAAUGAAUUGACUCCACCCAAGACAACUCCAGAAUGGUUGAAGUUUUGUAAGCAGCUGUUUGGAGGUUUCUCUAUGUUGCUGUGGAUUGGUGCCAUCUUGUGUUACAUUGCUUACUCUAUCCAGGCUUCCCAAAUGGAGGAUGUUCCAGGAGAUAACUUGUAUCUGGGUAUUGUAUUGACUGGUGUAGUGGUAGUUACUGGUUGUUUCUCAUAUUAUCAAGAAGCCAAAAGUUCAAGGAUUAUGGACUCAUUCAAGGACAUGGUACCUCAGUAUGGAAUUGUUAUCAGAAAUGGUGUAAAGAAAGACAUAAGGGCAGCUGAAAUGGUUGUUGGUGAUAUCGUUGAUGUGAAGUUUGGUGACAGAGUGCCUGCUGAUAUCAGAAUUAUCUCUGGCCAUAGCUUCAAGGUUGACAACUCUUCACUUACUGGAGAAUCCGAACCCUGCUCCAGAACACCAGAAUUUACACAUGAAAACCCACUGGAAACCAAGAACUUGGCUUUCUUCUCAACAAAUGCUGUAGAAGGUACAUGCCGUGGUAUUGUAAUCAAGACCGGAGACAAAACUGUCAUGGGAAGAAUUGCCAAUUUGGCAUCUGGUUUGGAAGUUGGAGAUACCCCAAUUGCAAAGGAAAUUGCCCAUUUCAUCCAUUUGAUUACUGGUGUAGCUGUGUUCCUUGGAGUCACUUUCUUCAUCAUUGCUUUCAUCCUUGGUUACUUCUGGUUGGAUGCCGUCAUCUUCUUGAUUGGUAUCAUUGUGGCUAAUGUACCCGAAGGUCUGCUGGCUACUGUCACUGUAAAAGACAAAUUGAUAUAUUUUUUAGACUCCACCUACAGCCGAUCUGACCCAUCUUGGUUGGCCCUGUCCAGAUGUAGUAUGUUGUGUAACAGAGCCGAGUUCAAGGCAGACCAGGAAGAAGUACCAGUUCUUAAGAGAGAAUGCAAUGGUGAUGCCUCUGAAUCAGCCUUGUUGAAAUGUGUUGAGCUGUCCAUUGGAAACGUUACCCAAUUCAGAGCCAGGAAUAAGAAGAUCUGUGAGAUCCCAUUCAACUCCUCGAACAAAUACCAGGUAUCUAUCCAUGAAACUGAAGAUCCAAAUGACCCUCGUUGCAUCUUGGUAAUGAAGGGUGCCCCAGAACGUAUCCUUGACAGAUGCUCAAGCUACUUGAAGGAUGGAAAUGAGUAUCCCAUUGAUGAUCAGUUCAGAGCCGCUUUCAAUGUUGCCUACAUGGAACUCGGAGGUCUUGGAGAAAGAGUAUUGGGAUUCUGUGACUAUGUGUUGCCAAUUGACCAGUACCCACCAGGCUACCAGUACGAUGGUGAUGACCCGAACUUCCCAUUGACCGGACUCCGAUUCAUUGGUCUUAUGUCUAUGAUUGAUCCUCCACGUGCUGCCGUACCCGACGCUGUAGGAAAAUGCAGAAGUGCUGGUAUCAAGAUAAUAAGCACAGUACUAGCAAUAGUGAAAAUUGUAUUGUUGUCUUUUUUUAAACCAGUUUUGUUCUCCUGUUACAGAUUGAUCAGUAUGGCUUAUGGACAGAUUGGUAUGAUCCAAGCUUCAGCUGGGUUCUUUGUAUACUUUGUGAUUAUGGGAGAGAAUGGUUUCUGGGCCUCCAAAUUGCUUGGACUCCGAGAACAGUGGGAUUCCAGAGGUGUCAAUGAUGUACAAGAUUCAUAUGGACAAGAAUGGACAUACGCACAGAGGAAACGAUUGGAAUACACCUGUCACACAGCUUUCUUUGUGUCAAUUGUGAUUGUACAGUGGGCUGAUUUGAUCAUUUGUAAGACAAGAAAACUGUCCCUCUUCCAGCAAGGAAUGAAGAACCAUCACUUGACUUUUGGUCUUUUCUUCGAGACAGCUCUUGCAGCCUUCCUCACAUACUGUCCAGGUCUUGAGAAUGGUCUUCGUAUGCAGAACCUCAGAGCAUCAUGGUGGUUCCCGGCCUUGCCAUUCAGUGUGACCAUCUUUAUCUAUGAUGAAUGUAGAAAGUUGAUACUCAGAAAUAGGCCUGGUGGCUGGGUAGAAAAAGAAACAUAUUAUUGAUGUAUGUCUGUUUCUAGUUUUAUCACAAUGAAAAUAAUAAGAAAGACAAUGCAGCAACAAAAGUAUUGGAACCAAGGAAUAACAUUAGUGUUGUGUUCAAUAAGAAAUUCCAGGAUUUUGUUGUGAAAAAGACACAAGAAAUUGUCCAACAUUAUUAUUUGUUGUAUAUAAAAGAGCUUUUUGUAGAUUUUUAACUUUAACACAAGACUUUACAGGAUUUCGGGGCAUGCAGCUUGUGAAAUAUAAUGGAGUGUAGCGUUGUUGAAUAAAAUGCAAAAUUUACAUUAUGAUUUUAUAAGGAAAUUUUUAUAUUAAAUUGUUUUUUUGUUAACAGAUGUCUUAAUACGUGUACAUGGAGAAGAGUGCAAUUUUUAUGUAGUUUGUCAAGGAUUUUUUUCUUCAUGCAUUAUGAAGAGAUAUUUUAUUAAUGGAAAGAAAAAAAAAUGUUUUAAGGAUUGAGGAAUUGGCAGAAAAUGUAGAGUGUCUUUGUUUAUAUCUGUGAGUCCAUGUGUCUGUGUCAUAACCACCAACUCUGUUGGUUUAAUCUGCAGUAAGAACAGCAGCUAUUGUGAGUCCAUAAGGUUUUGUAGUAACACCAGCAAAAUCUUGGUAAUGACAUGUGUUUUACAUCAUUACAUGUCAGAAUAAUAGUGUCUGAUUACUCAUGUACCAUCUUUUGUGUAUCGGGCAUAAAAUGUGUGCUUUAAACAUCGUUGUACACUAAACAAAGUUCACUGUUUACACAAUUUUUGUCAGUACUCAAUCUGUUUAAGACGUUUGAACGAGUGAAAGAAGCUGUCCACAGCUGAUUGAACAUAUCGAAUCUCAUACCCUGUAUUUGCUGGCCAAAUGUUUCUUCUAGGCAUCAUUCCCUUACAGAAGAUCGCAUUCUGGUCAGGGACAUACAUGGGAGCCGUCCUGAUUGAGAUUGUUGUAAGGGGAGAGAAUCUUUGAUGAUUUUAUUUUGCAAUUUUUCAUCUUUUGUGUCAAGAGUUAUUUGCCCCUUAAGAGUUUGAAGCCAAGAACCAAGAAGGUUAUGAAGACUGUGAUACUUGAUUUUAUAUCAUUAUGACAGUUUACGUUACAGGAUUUCAAACUGUACAGAGAUACUACCAGACAAACAGUGUUUAAGUAGAGUCGAAAAGUUUGAAAUAUUCCAAUUUCAUCAAGUCGUUCUCUUACAGUCUGAAAUCCUGUGAUAUUUUUCAUGUUAUGUGACUUGGCAUAGUAUGGGAUCAUUACACAAAGCUUGUUUUGAUAAAAUUUGUUAUUUUCAACCAUUGUGAAACUUGUUAAUAUAUUUCCAUAUAUUUUUUUUUUCUCAUCGCUCAAAUUUUUUCUAGCUCUCUUAUGUUUGUCUCUUGAUUUGUACAGUUUAAAUGUUACCUCUAGAAUAGAUCUGUUGAAAACUGUUAGAUUUAGAUACAUAUUAUUAUGACCAAUUGUAUAAGGGCUUGUAAAUGGUUUCCAUUGACCUUGCAAUUUGACAAAGGGCAUAAAUUACUUAACAUUUCAUACUUGUUUGUAGUUUUUGUAAAUUUACAAAUGAAAUGACUUCUUUGUUAUAACAGAUAUAGAAACCAUUUUAGAAUAAAAAUUUAGAAAAAACAAAAAACAACAGGAAACAAUGAUUUGUUAAGCCAUAGCUUUAUAUUUAAUAAAUAAAGGUACACAAAUUAAUAUAAUAAAAGCUUAUAUUGUCAGUGAAUAGUCUUUUUAGUCCUCAAAGGAAUUCUGGUGCAUUUUUUCUGUUCCACUGAUUUUAUUGUUUUAUCAUACUGUAUUUUACUCUCAUUUAUAAUCUGUAUUUUUAAAAUACUUUUGUUGGAUUGAUCUUACUUGACUGCUUUUCAACCAAGUUAUAUGUAGAUUUAGAAUAUAUAGUCUGGAAACAGAUAAAUGUUGUUUUUUUAAUGUUCAAAGAUAUUACACAAGAGCGAUAUAGCACCCUGCUUCUGGUCAUUAGAAAUAUUGUUGUUAACAUGUUUUUAUUUCUGAACACAUUCUUUGGUCAUUCUUGUACAUUUUUUUCCCAGAACAUUCCAACACAAAGGAAAAUAGAACCAAGGCGCAGAUUGAUCAAGUUUUAAAAUCUUGUUAAAAUGAAAUAAAAAAGAUUAAAUCUUAAGUUAUGUUUUGUCACAGUUUAGUUUUACUUGCUUAAAACACACAUAUAGCAAUAAUAAGGGUCGACUUUGUGAUUUGUGAUAUUUUUUUGGUUGGUUAUGAUUUUGAAGUAAUAACAGCUUUUUUCAGUUCAGUAAGAAUCAAUCUGCCCAUGAUUCUAUUUGACUACCUCACUUGCAAUGAAAUGAAAAGAAUCACCAGCUUAAUGUAUUCUUGUACAUUAUUUACAUGACCCCCUAGUCAACAUUGAGACUGUUUCCACACUUGGUUGGUGAAAAUAUAGAUAAUGAAAGUAAUAGUUUCUAAACCAGUCUAGACUUUUGACUUUUUCCAUUGGUUCAAUAACAAUCUACCAGUCAUAUGAUAUUGUAUUUUAGACUGUGUGUGCAUUCAUUACUUUAAGUUCUUGGCAUCGUCUACCAGAUUCUAUUUGUUUUUGUACUUAGUAUCUGUUUUUCUUUUCACUGAUUGAUGUCUAUUUUAGAUAAUUAGGUCAUGUCUAAUUUUAGAUUGUGAUUGUAAUCGUGUAUGUAUUUGGUGGUAAUGUCACUGAUGUACCAGAAUGUGUUAGGCUGUAUUUUUAUCACACUUUAUAAUUGUGUAGUAAUAGUAGUCAGUAAUGUAUUCAACACAGAUUAUGGUAACAUAUUUCCGAACAAUACAUGUACAAAAACAUCAUAAAUAUAUAUGUCAAAACAGUGGUAACCUGUAUAUUAUUUUGUAUUGGUUAAUACACAUGUAUGAUUUAAAAUAAAUUUUUAGAAGUCAA